AUGUCUCUUCCCAAGGACUUCCAGUGGGGCUUUGCCACUGCCUCGUACCAGAUCGAGGGCUCCAUCCACGAGGAUGGCCGUGGCCCGUCCAUCUGGGACACCUUCUGCGGAAUCCAGGGCAAGAUCGCCGACGGCAGCUCCGGCGUGGUGGCCUGCGACUCGUACAAGCGGACCAAGGAGGAUAUUGACCUGCUCAAGGAGGUAGGCGCCAAGGCGUACCGCUUCUCCAUCGCCUGGUCGCGUAUCAUCCCGAUCGGCGGCCGCAACGACCCCAUCAACCAGAAGGGUAUCGACCACUACGUCAAGUUCGUCGACGACCUCAUCGAGGCCGGCAUCGAGCCCUUCAUCACCCUCUUCCACUGGGACCUGCCGGACGGUCUGGACAAGCGCUACGGCGGGUUCCUGAACAAGGAGGAGUUUGGCGCCGACUUUGAGCACUACGCGCGCGUGCUGUUCAAGGCCAUCCCCAAGUGCAAGCACUGGAUCACAUUCAACGAGCCGUGGUGCUCGUCCAUCCUGGGCUACAACAGCGGCUACUUCGCCCCCGGCCACACCUCGGACCGCAGCAAGUCGCCCAUCGGUGACAGCAGCCGCGAGCCGUGGAUCGUCGGGCACAACAUCCUGGUGGCGCACGGGCGGGCAGUCAAGGCAUACCGCGAGGACUUCAAGCCGACGCAGGGCGGCGAGAUCGGCAUCACGCUCAACGGCGACGCCACGCUCCCCUGGGACCCGGAGGACCCGGCCGACGUCGAGGCGUGCGACCGCAAGAUCGAGUUCGCCAUCUCGUGGUUCGCCGACCCCAUCUACUUUGGCCGCUACCCGGAUUCCAUGCGCAAGCAGCUCGGCGACCGCCUGCCGACCUGGUCCCCCGAAGACAUCGCGCUGGUCCAGGGCUCCAACGACUUCUACGGCAUGAACCACUACACGGCCAACUACAUCAAGCAUAAGACGACCCCGCCGCCCGAAGACGACUUCCUGGGCAACCUCGAGACGCUCUUCUACAACAAGAACGGCGACUGUAUCGGCCCGGAGACGCAGUCCUUCUGGCUGCGCCCACACGCGCAAGGGUUCCGCGACCUGCUGGUCUGGCUCAGCAAGCGGUACGGAUUCCCCAAGAUCUAUGUCACUGAGAACGGCACGUCGCUCAAGGGGGAGAACGACAUGUCGCUGGAGCAGAUCGUCGAGGACGACUUCCGCGUCAAGUACUUUGAUGACUACGUGCGUGCCAUGGCGGCUGCGCACACCGAGGACGGCGUCAAUGUCCAGGGCUACAUGGCCUGGUCGCUUAUGGAUAACUUUGAGUGGGCUGAGGGUUAUGAGACUCGCUUUGGUGUCACUUAUGUUGACUAUGUCAACGACCAGAAGCGCCACCCUAAGAAGAGCGCCAAGAGCCUCAAGCCGUUGUUUGACAGCCUCAUCCGGAAGGAAUAG
Molecule: messenger RNA, 1431 nt
Organism: Dichotomopilus funicola
Lineage: Eukaryota; Fungi; Ascomycota; Sordariomycetes; Sordariales; Chaetomiaceae
Product: glycoside hydrolase superfamily
Exons: 2
Coding region: 1-1431 (476 amino acids)
Biological process (GO): carbohydrate metabolic process
Molecular function (GO): beta-glucosidase activity
Source: RefSeq, a predicted model, not a curated record